This is a messenger RNA of Ceratotherium simum simum (southern white rhinoceros), 509 nucleotides long. The record is from RefSeq and is a predicted model, not a curated record. NCBI's taxonomy places the organism in Eukaryota, Metazoa, Chordata, Mammalia, Perissodactyla, Rhinocerotidae.
AUGGACAACGUGAGUGACAUGUAUUGCUCAUCUCAGAAGAUCACUAAAAGUGACUCCAUACAUCACAUGAGCCACUCCCAGAAGCAGCCAGAGCUGCCUCCUCUGCCUGCUUCUGCUAAUGAGGUGCCAUCUGAACUCUAUCAGACUGUCAUGUUGCACAGCUUUUAUCCCCCCUUGAUGCAACGCACAUCAUGGACCCUGGCUGCACCCUUCAAAGAGCAGCACCACCACCAUGGACCCAGUGACUCCAUUGCCAACAACUACUCCUUGACGGCCCAGGACCUGAAGCUGAAGGACCUGGUGAAGGUCUACCAACCAGUCACCAUCAAUGUCCCUAGGCAAAGGAUCAUUCAGGGGCUGCCAUCAGCAACUGAAAGCUCAUCAGAGCCCAAGAAGAAGAAAAGGAAGUUUUCCCCCCGAGACAAAGAGGAUCCCACUAGGUAAGGUGUCACCGUGGGUGCAGGGGAUUGCAGAACACCAGGCUGAACUGAAGAAGGCUGUGGUCUCAU